Messenger RNA from Aplysia californica (California sea hare), 9025 nucleotides. RefSeq lists its product as uncharacterized. Gene Ontology annotation, molecular function: protein binding. The coding region runs from base 524 to 4345 and encodes 1273 amino acids. Gene Ontology annotation, biological process: signal transduction. The transcript is spliced from 24 exons. Lineage: Eukaryota; Metazoa; Mollusca; Gastropoda; Aplysiida; Aplysiidae. The record is from RefSeq and is a predicted model, not a curated record.
GCGUAGUCAAGAAACACCGGCACGGGUCGCAGAGCCGCACUUUCUUUCUUUUUUUUCUUCGCAAGAGCCAACGCUGUUGGUCCGUCCUCAACAAACUCUUGGCACAAACUAAUGUUUGACAAACAAAUUUGAGCGUGUAUGGUGAACGUCAAACUGUCAACAACAACAAAAGAUGAAAAAUGUUUAACAAACAAAAUGUGAGCGUGUAGAGAUCUUGGCUAAAUCUAUGGGGCACUUUACUCUGACAACUGACAAGGCAGCAGUGGGAAGGGAAAUCACUCUCUUUUUUUUAGCGCUCUCUCUUGUUGACAACUGUCUAAGCGACCCGAGGCUUUUUCCUGUGGCGUUCCUUGGAAACUGUCAUGUCUGAGUAGGAGGGCUACUUCAAGAGAAAAUGAGUUCAAUUUCUAAUAGAAUGUUUGAAGUAUAACAUGUCAGUUGAGAGCCAUCCCACCUGCCAACUGAGGCUUUUGGGCUUAGAAGUUGGAUGAUGUGAGUUCUACCCCACACGUGGUACAGCUCAAUGAGGUUCCACUGCACUCAUGGCUCGGCUGUCCGCCUGUCCUCAAGCAGCAGUACAGCCACCAGAGAAGAGGACACCUUCUGCAAUGGCUUGGCCUUCUCUGAGCAACCCAUCAAAAUUAACCAACGGGUUUGCUUGGAGCUGGGCUCCUUGUCUACAUGGAGUGGUGGAAUCCGUAUAGGUGUGACCUCCUCCAACCCCAGCAAACUUGCUCCCGAGGAAUUGCCUCGAUUCGCGUAUCCAGACCUAGCUAACCGACAAGGAUUCUGGGUCAGGGUCUUGGGGGAGUCUCUGACAUGUACACCAGACUGUAGACUGACCGUAUAUCUGACCUCGUUUGGUCAGGUUCAAUUAUUCAUCAAUGGGCAACAUAAAGGAGCUUUACUUCUGGGUCUGCCGACCAAUCAAAACCUGUGGUUACUUCUGGAUAUCUAUGGCAAUACCAACAAGGCGACAUUUAUUCAGCCAGAUGAUGUUCCUAAAGAAAUUCAAGCCCGUGGCCCUGAAGUAGUUGAGGCCUAUGAACAGGCCUGUAUCUGGGGCACACAGUCAGUGUUCAGAUCUCGCCUCAUGCUUGUUGGCCAGGAGGGAGCUGGGAAGACCAGUCUGAAGAGAUCCCUCUUAGGACAGUGUCAUAACGAGACAGAGGAGACAACAGAGGGCAUAGACCUGUCAGCUUCGUGCUCCUUCUCACUGACCAGCAACAGGUCCUCUUGGAAGCUGGCCAUCAAGGGUGAUGAGACCGUGCGGCGAGAGAAGCUGCUGGACUCAGUGGACCUGGGAGUUUUAGGUAAUGCAGAAGGUCUGGAGGAGGAGUACAUCCGUGCUGUGGCUGCAAACAUUGCACAGGAGCUGAUGGCUGUGAGAAGGGAAAAGGCUGAACCUGGCCAGACAGCUGGAGGAAGAAGAGACUCUGUCAAGACAGACCCAACAAUCAACAAAACCAUGAAUUUCCAAGAAAGUGUUAAUAAGGAUGAUCUGCUCCAUGAGAUGAAAACCCUACCCAGCAUGCACCAAGAGGUUCCCGAUCAUGUUGUGGAUCUAGUCCAGGAGAUCCUACAACAGAAGAAAAACCAAGGGGCAAGAAAAGAUGGGGAAGAUCCUCAGGGUUUGGCGGAGAAACAGUUGCAGGAGCAGAGGGUGGUGCUCAAUAUCUGGGACUUUGCUGGCCAGGCCGCGUACUACACCACACAUCAGGUGUUCCUGACUCACCGAGCUGUUUACUGUAUAGUGUUCAACCUCUGUGAUGAUCUCACUGAAAACCGACCCGAAUCUGUAGACAAAACUUCUGGGAAGAACAACAAUACAAUGACCACUCUACAGUAUAUGGAUUUCUGGAUGAGAUCUAUACACGCCCAUGCUGCUGAAAACUCAAGUAACAAGGUGGAUAACACCCAGCUGUCUCCUCCUAUCUUCAUCGUGGGGACCCACAGAGACAGUGUCCAUCCAGACCCUGAAGUCAGAGAUCAGAUGGUUGAGGAAAAGUUUGCUGUAAUCCGCGAGUUUGUCCUGGGCAAGCCCUAUGUCCAGCACCUUGUGUUGCCUUUCUAUGCAGUCGAGAACGCACCAGAGUCAGAAGAAGAUCCAAAGCUCAACGAGUUGCGCCAAGAUGUGGAGCGUGUUGCCGGCCAACAGCCUUAUGUCGGAGAACAUCUACCUCUAAAGUGGCUGCGAUUUGAGCAGGAUUUUACUGUGCAGGCAGAUGCUGGAGUGAACUUUGCCUCAUUUGACCAGGUGUAUGAGCUGGCAGUUAACCACAGGAUCAGCGGCCCGGCAGAAGUGAAAGCAUUACUGCAGUUUUAUCACGACAUUGGCUCCCUGGUCCACUAUGGCAGUCAGAUGACCAGUGACCCAGUGCUCAGCAACACAGUGGUCCUCAACCCACAGUGGCUCAUCUCCAUGUUCCACAAGGUCACUGCCAGUUUUCCACCAAAGGAGCAGUGGAACUUGUUGUCGGACAAGUGGGCCCAGCUGAUAGAUCACGGAGUCCUGGACGAGAGUUUGCUGCCCGUGAUCUGGUCAGACAUGUCUGACCAUCAACCCUUCCUUUUGGCGCUGAUGUCGAAGUUUGACUUGAUUUGUCCCCGAUUGCCUCCUGCAGGACAGACUUACAGACAGACAAGUAAAAACUACUAUGUGCCAAUGCGAUUUGGUUCUUAUAAAGACAAGAAAAAAGUUUAUGCACAAACAGUGCACGAUGCUCAGUUUUUUGUGGAUUUUGGUGGAUUUUUGCCAGAUGGUCUGUUUCAUCGCAUCCAAGCCCGUGUGAUUAGCUGGUCCCAGGAACAUGGUGGUCGUGAUCUAUUUCUGGCACGGGGCCUAGCACGAGUCUUUGUAGACCCAGAUCACGACCUUCUGCUUGAGAUGUGUGCACCACAUCUACACCGCAUCAAGGUCCUAGUAAUGCAUGUCAAAGACAAAGAAGCGACGUCUUCUAAGCGAAACUCAAGCCCUUCCCCUCAUGUGGUGGCUAAGGUUCGCAACUUUCUGGAGUCAUGUCUUGUGGAUCUACGCAGCAUGUGGAUGAAACGCUUGGCUUACAACAUGUGCUUUGUAUGUCCAUGUGGACGGCCGUGUCUUCUUCACAACCAGGACAGCUGUCAGAUGGAGGAAUGUAUGCAUUUCCUUGACUUGGACGAAUGUCUAAGCAACCAGGUGGUGUGUUGUGAACACAGGAGAGUUAAGACAGAUGCCUUCAAGAAAUGGUUUCCUGAAUCACACCAGCAAGAGUUUAAAGAACCGAUCUUGAACCCGGUGACCAUAGAGCAGGGGCGAGGCAACAUAGAAAGAAACAUUCCCAACCUGCCCAGCUGGCUGAAGGGGGCUGCAAAACUCCUCAACGGAGCACCAGAGAACCAGGGCUGGAUAGCCCUAGCACAGCACAUGGGUUACAAACAAGGUCGUAUCGACUUGCUGAAUGAGGACUUGAACCCCUCGCUAGCCCUUCUCACAGACUGGAUCGUCAGCUCCGGCAACACGGCCAUGUCUGUGGACGUCCUGCUGCACCACCUGCAGCAGCUGCCGGCGCCGGAUAUUGUAGAGCUUAUCACCAGAGCCAAAGAGACAGAGCUGGAGCGGCCUCAGCUGUUCCUCAGCUACCAGUGGGACGUCCAGGACGAAGUGAGUGCGUUGAGGGACCACCUGGAACACGCCGGAUUCUCCUGCUGGAUGGACAUUGGUCAGAUGGGUGGCGGAGACCAACUGUCAGCGAAGAUUGACCAGGGUAUUCGGAACUGUAAGGUUGUUGUAGCUUGCGUCACACCCAAGUACACAGCAUCGCACCUGUGUAACAGAGAGCUGUGGCUGGCCGACCUGUUGCACAAGCCCAUCAUCCCCGUCAUCAUGGAGACUGUGAGCUGGCCGCCCCCUGGUGGGAUGGCUGUCAUCUUGUCACAGCUCGUCUACAUCAACAUGAAAGGUGUGGGUGGACAUGGUGGGACAGGCAUACAUGCUGACCUCAUGGACAAGUACACGGAAGUGGUCCAGCGCGUGUCUCUACACGCUGAGCCAGACCUGACCCCUUGUCUGGACACCACCGUGGUAGUCCCCGUCGAAGCCCCGACUCACAUGUCGGAUCAUCUCUCAGGUUACCGCACCAGCAUGAGCUCCCUGAGUGAGGUGGACUUCCAUCGUCACUCCAGCCACAGAGACUCCUCUCUAGACAUGAUGCUGUCCCGCUACGGGGACGCCCCGCCCGACCCCGCCUCUUUCAACACCUGGAGCCAUCAGGGCAGUACACGGACAGGGCCCAGGAACACAGCACACCGGAACGCAGUGCCUCAAGCACACGUGAAGAAGUGCGCUGUGUGUGUGGUUCUGUAGUCAGGAAUGCAGAACCUCAAGCACAUGUGAAGAAGAGUGCUAUGCGUGGUUCUGUAGUCAGGAACGCAGAACCUCAAGCACAUAUGAAGAGGUGCGCUGUGUGUGUGGUUCUGUAGUCAGGAACGCUGUACCUCAAGCAAAUGUGAAGAAGUGUGCUGUGUGUGUGGCUCUGUAGUCAGAUGCUGCUGUCUGUGGCAAAUCUGGAACCCCAAGCACACGUGAAAAAACAUGCCUUGUGUUUGGUUGUGCAGUUGUGACAAAAUAUUCUGUGUCUGAUCUUGAAUCCUGUACCCCAAGAAGUGUGUUGUGGGUGUGAUUCUGUAUUUAUAGGUGAAGUUUUAUGUCAAAUUGAGAAUCUUGUACUUCAUGCACACACGACGAAGUGUGUUGUUCUGUAUUGAGAUGAUGUACUUGUUGUGUCAAGUUUGUGUCCAGAACAUCAUGUCGUACAAUGCUGUUAUUAGUAAGGGGUCAUGGAAAGACCACGGUACUUAAAAUGCAUGGUUUCUUGUCCUUUAUUAUGUAAACUAUAACGGUGAAAUGUAGGGUGACCUUGUUAGCAUGAGCACAUUACCUCUUACUUCCACCUUUGACCCCUUAUUAAACAAUCUCUCUUCAGUCGUCAAGAUCUGGGGCCAGUCUCCUCAACACUGCAGGAAUGUCAGUUUCCUGAGACAAGUGUUGGUCCUUUCACUGAGGGUGUGUCCUUCCAGGUGUCAUGGAUAUUUUAGAAAUAACUUGUUAACAUUUCUGCUGUGAUUAUCUUUUUUAAAGGGGAGGGAUCACUAGCUGCCGCCCCACCUUUCUUAACCACGUUGGGGGCCAGCUAUAACAAAAUUGGUGUGAGCUGUCAUUUUUUCCUCUUAUAUUUCGUAUUGCCAAAGGCUGUGACUUCAUUUCAUACUCACUUCUUACCUUCGUUUAUUAUUUUUUGCAUGUACCAUUGCUUUGAAGACGUGGAAAAUGGCUGACUUGUCUAGUCGAGUGCUUCAUGGUCAUUGAAUUUAGGCUCUGUACAUUUAUCUAGUGAUUCUUGACUGAACCAGGUGGUAUCUCAUGAAACUGCUGAAACUUUUUGAGCUUUGAAUGUUGUCUUUGUGUUUCUUUGUGUCCAUUUUUUCUUACUUAAGAAAUAUUAAAUAUUAAAAUUAACCAUCAUUGUCUGACCAGAGUCAGUCUUUCCAACGUUAUGUGCUUGGGAAAGGCACUUUACACAAAUUUUCCGGUUUGGCUUGGUUCUACUGGAAGUGUAUGUUAAAUUCAGAGGUCCCUCUCCUUGAAUAACCUUAGUUUUGCAAGGGACUGUAAACCUAUACAAUUUCUUAAUUUUUUUUCCGCGAGUCAUUCUCUUGCUAUUUAGUUGGAUUAUAGAAUAGCCCUGGCUUUAAUGGAGUUUAGCAGCUGAGAUUAAAAUUUGAUGUACACUCGUAUAGCUUUUGUGAAAGUGAUAUUAAAAAACAUUUCAUUGCAUUCUUCUAUACCCACUUUUUUGAUGACCCAGAAAAGACUAUUUGCUUACAUAUAUAAUAUAUAUGGUGGAUUAAUUUUUUAGGUUACAAAGUGAUACAUUUAUAUGAAAAUGAUAUGAAAUUUAUGAAUACCCUUAAGCUGAGAAGGGCUUUUGUAGUGUCAUAGAAAUCCUAACUUUGUGUUCCAAAGGUUUCCUAUUCACUAUCAUUUUAUUAUAACAAUGAAGUUUAUGGUAUUUUCUUACUAAAGAAAAAGUAAAGUUUCCUAGUGCACUACACUCUUGUUUCAAAGAUGGAACCCUUUGCUGUUCAAAGUGGCCCCUGAUUCAAAAAGUAUGCUCACCCCUGGUCUAAACAGUAGGCCUAUGCCUGCAGCUGUCCAAAAAGGUAGCUUGUGCUAUGUGUGGGGAAAAGCGUCCUAAAUGAAGUGUGAGUGUAAAUCGUAUUUUUUGCAUUACUGUUUUGAGAUGUUUGCUCACCUACUCUCGAUUUAUGAUCAUAAAAGGUACUAUUUAUUUCUAUCCCAAUUUUGUUAACUGAAUAAAUCUUUGUUAAGCAAGAUUCAGUAUAUAAGAGGCAUCGCUUUGUGCUUUUCCUGUGCUAAUGAAAUGACUUAUCUUAUAGCUCUUCUGUUUGAAAUAAUCUGUGAUAUAAAACUAGCUCACUACAACUAGCAUUGAUUUUUCAGCUCAGAAAUAAAUUUAUAAUGUGUUGUAUUGUCAUGAAGUGUAACUGAUAAAGGACUGCAUUGUGUUGGUACCAUUUGUGUUGUGUUAUGUGGCUAUCCAGUAGUAGCCUUGAUCUAAAUCUCUAAUUUAGAUUAAUGAUGACAUGACAGUAAUGUUUCUGAGAAGUGAGUAUGUGAUGUUUUGUUAUGUUGGAAUGUAGGUUCAAAAAAGUACCCUUCUGGUUGACUUUGAGUGCAGUCCUACACAAACCUUUUUGUGGUUACAUUUGAAUGUAGUCACAAACACAUAUGUGGUUACAUUUGAAUGUAGUCACAAACACAUAUGUGGUUACAUUUGAAUGUAGUCACAAACACAUAUGUGGUUACAUUUGAAUGUAGUCACAAACACAUAUGUGGUUACAUUUGAAUGUAGUCACAAACACAUAUGAGGUUACAUUUGAAUGUAGUCACAAACACAUAUGUGGUUACAUUUGAAUGUAGUCACAAACACAUAUGAGGUUACAUUUGAACAUAAGCAGAAACAAAUGCCCCCUGAUUACAUUUGAAAGCAGUCCCACACUGAUAUACCUGUUUGCAGGUGAUUGGAGCAGUCUGAUUGACUGGUACAUUUCAAGGGCUCAGUGUGUCAUAGGUCACUUUGUCAAGAUGGUAUAUGGCGGAGUCUUACACUAAACAGUCGAUAUGUUUUCUCAAGCGUACUUGAGAGCCACUUUUGUUUUGCAGAUUGUUUUUCGAAUAUUGUGCAGUUGUCUGUCCUUCUACUGAGCUGUAGUAGUAGUAGGCCUAUCCCUCACAGCCCAGGUUGGCCCUGACAAGCAUGGAGGAAGAAGCUACCCUCUUUAACCCAAUGAACCCGUGACACUGAUAUAUCAGUGUGCAAGUUAUUUGCCCCUACCCCGAAGCACCGAUAUAUCGGUAUGUGAUAGUCUACCAUAGAACAGUUCUCUGUACACAGAUAAAAAGGUGGGAAAAUGACGUCUAAACGAUAUGUAGCUAACUAUUGUAAUAGUCAAGGCAGCUCAAAGAAGAGGGAAUUGUUUGAAUAAACUUUUGUGUCUUUUGUUUGCUGCCAUGAACACAUUUUUUACCCAGGAAGCCAGGGAAUGGGUUAUUUUGGGGUCAGGGUUCAUUGGGUUAAUGAUGUUCACUUGAGACGUUGAAUGUUUAUAAUCUUUGUCAUUUACGAUUAGUAGUACAGUAUUUUGCCGACUUCAAGACCCUACGUUUCCUUCAAAUCUAACCCUCUUGCUACAUGAUUUAGUAGCUAAAUUUUAAAAUUUCAUUGUCUAAGAUAAGAUCUCUAAACACAUGUAUAUGUGUUUCAGAAAAACAGCUCUCUAUGAAACCACUGUAUAUUGCUUUUUUUUUUCCAUAUACAUCAUGAAGCAUGUUUCACCAAAUAUACCAUUUUUUUGUACACUAUGUAAGCCAGUGAGCCUUAUAUGUGACUGAAGUAUAAUUUUUAAUUUGAAUUUGGUUGUGCCUUGUAUUGGGCAAAGUGUUGUUACUUUUUUAUGAAGCUGGCAUGGAUUCUAUUUCUGCUUUAGGAUGUGUUGUUAAAGAGAAUUGUAAUGUCAGAUUUAACUUUUAUGGGCAUUUUCCUUCUGAUGAAUUAUUUAUGUACUUGUUGAUCAUGUUCUUGCUCUAACAGUAAACAUUUAACUCUCUGGUUUUUGUCUCUUGGUGCCAUCUCAGACUAAAAAAGAAGAAACUGUUAACCUUUGCCCUUUCUUUUACUUAAGAAAGAUUUAUAUAUUUGUUGUUUAUAAUAAUUGUGAAUGUUUCUUUUUGUAAAAUAUGUACAAUACGAAGAGCACUGUAAUUCUGCUAUGGGGAAUCAAUGUGCUGGGUUCUAUCUGUUGUAUGUUUUGCUGUAAUAAGAUCUGGGAAUUCCUUAAGCUUGUUCUAUUUAAAGAUUUAUUUUGAAUUAGAUAUUGUAACUCAGUUCUUUUUCUUCUGAUUGCUUGAUUUUUUUCUUUAUGUUCGGCAGUUUCUACAAAUUCCACUACCUUAUUAGGUAAUCUGGUAAAAGAAUUCAGUUGCUAGGAUGGGGACUAGAAUGAUCUGUUGUUUGUAUACUGUUAAUUUUUUUCCUCAAUGUUUUGUUAGACUUUAAGCUGCAGUGUGGGGGAAAGCAUAUUUGAAUCUCUUUGAGGUCUUUUUCUGACCUAGGAUUUUAACGUUUCAAACUUAAAAAUGAGUUUAUUGUUGAUGGAACUUUUCACACAGUAGGACGCAUAACCUCUGAACCGACAGGAAAAAGACAGUUUACAUCGCACUACCUUACAAUUUGUAGGCCAGAAUAUGGUGUUGUGAGGAAAUAUUGACCACUAUUGAACAAGGUCUGAUAAGGUCAAUGCUGUGACAAGGGAUACUCAUGUUACAGUUUCUUUACAAAAUUGUCUAGAAGACCUGUGCUUCUCUACUGCAGAGUGCUGAGCAUUAGUUCACAUUGUACCAUACUGAGCCAAUAGUCAACACUGAUGUGCAAAUAGCACAAUUCUUCAUACGCAAGGUUUUGUU